Pocillopora damicornis (cauliflower coral) is the source of this 1475-nucleotide messenger RNA. RefSeq lists its product as uncharacterized. Gene Ontology annotation, biological process: protein folding. Gene Ontology annotation, molecular function: protein disulfide isomerase activity. Lineage: Eukaryota; Metazoa; Cnidaria; Anthozoa; Scleractinia; Pocilloporidae. The record is from RefSeq and is a predicted model, not a curated record. Gene Ontology annotation, cellular component: endoplasmic reticulum.
UUGUAAAAUCUUAGGAGUUUGUCAUCAACCAAGUAGAUCUGAGUCACGAACAUUUUCUGGAAAAAAAAUGGCUGACUUCUCGUCUCUUUUGUUCUUUUUAGUCGGAAUCGCCUUCUCUCAAGCAAGUGUAAUCGACCUUACGAACGAAAAUUUUGACUCGAUUGUAAAUGGCGAUAAAUUUGCAUUUGUUGAAUUUUACGCACCCUGGUGUGGUCAUUGCAAAGCUCUUGCACCAACAUACGAGAAGCUAGGAGAAGCUUUUGCUAAAGCUGAUGAUGUCGUUAUUGCCAAAGUGGAUGCCGAUGCAGACAAAACUCUUAGUUCCAGAUUUGGAGUUAGCGGUUUUCCUACCCUUAAGUACUUUCCAAAAGGAAGCACAAGUGCUGAGGACUAUUCAGGUGGGAGGGAUAUUAAAGAUCUUGUGUCAUUUAUUGAGGGUAAAAGUGGUGCCAGAGCCAGUAAGGCUAUCUUCAAGGAAAAUGUUAUACAACUGGAUUCUUCCAACUUUGACUCAGUGGCAUUGGACAAGACAAAAGAUGUUUUGGUCGAGUUCUAUGCCCCAUGGUGUGGCCAUUGUAAAAACCUUGCCCCUGUGUAUGAGAAAGUGGGACUUACAUUCAAGAAUGAACCAAAUUGUGUUGUAGCCAAAGUUGAUGCUGAUGGAGAAAGGACUUUGGGUGAAAGGUACGGUGUGAGUGGCUUCCCAACUAUUAAAUUCUUCCCCAGAGACAGUGAGGAAGCAGAAGAGUACAGUGGAGGCCGUAGUGAACAAGAUUUCAUAGACUUUCUGAACGAAAAGUGCAAAACCAAAAGAAAAUCUGGUGGAGGAAUUAGUGAUGAUGCUGGAAGGAUUGACAAAUUUGAUGAGUUUGCCAAGGAUUUCAUGAGCAAUGUGGAUAAACGUGAUCCAAUCUUGGAGGAGGCCAAGUCCCUCAUUGAUGCACAAGAGAAUCCUAAGGAUGCAACCUAUUACACUAAGGUUAUGGAGAGGGUGCAGAGUAAAGGAGAUGCCUUCAUCACUUCUGAAAUAGAACGCUUGAACCGUCUACUUGAGGGGGCCAUUAGUGCCAAAAAGAAUGAUGAGUUUAGUGUGCGCCGCAACAUCUUAAAACAGUUCAAGGUUGACACUGGUAAAACAGAGCUUUAGAGAGCUCUUUUGCAUGAUUUUUGAUGCCAUCUAAAAUUUGUUUGCACAAGCUAUAUUCCUGGCUUGAAUGAAUGCUUAACACAAUAACUAGGUUCUAAUAUAUCAUUUUGGUUAUGGCCAUGUCAAAGCAGAGAUGUUUCCAGAAUGGCUGGAAAAGCUUUUAAUGAUUAGUUUUUGUACUGUUUUUUCUGGUGUGUGCGUGAUAGAAAUCUUUGUAUAUUCAUGUCGUAUUCUGUUUUUCACCAAUUUCUUAAUAUUAACUUCAGUACUGUUUUUUUUGGUUGUUUGCAAUGGACUUGCUAUUAAAGAACUUUACAUUAUGUUUUUA